Messenger RNA from Debaryomyces hansenii CBS767, 372 nucleotides. RefSeq names its product DEHA2G11990p. The record is from RefSeq and is a predicted model, not a curated record. Bases 1 to 372 code for a protein of 123 amino acids. The transcript has a single exon. Lineage: Eukaryota; Fungi; Ascomycota; Pichiomycetes; Serinales; Debaryomycetaceae.
AUGUCAGAAUUACCAAAUAAUAGUGACGGAAACAACCUGGGUGUUUUGAAGGUUGAAAAGAAAACGGAGAAAACAGAAACGACAGAAUCUGAAAGAAAUCCAGUCAUCGUGGAAGAAGAAACUAGUUCUACCGAGGACGAUACUAUGGCCAAGAGUACAGAAAGUAGCGCAAGUACUGGCAAUGAUGCUGAUACCUAUAUUAAAGGGCUGAAUGAAGAAAUAGUGAACGAAAUUUUAGAAUUGAAACUGAAAAUCUCCACUUUAGUUUCCAAUAUUCGUGAUACGAAAACGUUAUGUGACAAGUACGACAACCAAAAUCAAUAUUUGCAAGAUUAUGUAGGUAGUUUAAUGAAAAGUGGUGAAAUAAAAUGA